UUAGGAAAAUCUAAAAGAAAAGCAUAAUCGGAAACCACAACCGAAUUCUUUAGCAUCGGCGAAGAAGGGGGUAGGCGAUGCCAUUGUCGAAUAAGAAGAAGAAGAUAUUAUUAGACUCGAUGGAAUGCGGAUUUGUAGAUUUAAACGGCUGAAACCGCCAUUACCGACUCAUCUCUCUCCUUCUCGAUUCGUCAUUCGUCGAUAUUCGUUAGCAGGUGAGUUUGAGUUUGGAUUGGAUGCUUGUGGUGUAUCGGAACUCGUUUUCUACAAUUCAGAGUCGACGGCACCAGUAGAUAUGACAUUUAGACGCAACUUUAAUUACACCCGUCUUGCUGUGGACGAAGACGGCAAAAGCACAUUUGACCCGAGGUUUGACUUCUCAGGAGAAACAUCGGGUAAAGUCCCAUGGAAAUCCAUUGGGCUUGCACUUUUUCUUCUCUUGUUUGGAUGUGUGCUCCUACUCCUUUCAUUAUCCAUCUUCACAGGCUACAUGGGAGGAGACGUAUCCCAAGCAUAUGGCCUGUUUGGACUUGGGACGCUCACCUUCCUCCCAGGGUUCUACGAGACUCGAAUUGCAUAUUAUUCAUGGAGAGGUGCACACGGUUUCCAUUUUGCAGCUAUCCCGGGUUACUAGGUUGCCCUUCCGGUCUCUGCGGUCCGGUGUAGUGGUGGGCACUUUCUUGUUCGGCUGUAUAUACAUAACGUAAAGGACUAACCACAUUAAUUCAAGAUCUGAGAUUCUGGUUUGGGCCUUGGGGAGUUAAUGGUUGGGCCAUUUUAUGAUAAAGGUCUAACCAAACAAAUUGUUCGGGUCAACAACGGGUCAUGUUGACCCGUCACAUUUUAGUCAAUUUUUUUGUACGUUUUAGAAUGUGUUUGAAAAAAGUAGAUUUUAAAUUAUUUCUAUGUGAUUAUACUGUUUAUUUAUAUUUAUGUUUUUGAUACUUUAAGAGCA
Messenger RNA from Helianthus annuus (common sunflower), 955 nucleotides. Its product is annotated as transmembrane protein 230. Gene Ontology annotation, cellular component: endomembrane system. The transcript has 3 exons. Bases 125 to 634 code for a protein of 169 amino acids. The record is from RefSeq and is a predicted model, not a curated record. NCBI's taxonomy places the organism in Eukaryota, Viridiplantae, Streptophyta, Magnoliopsida, Asterales, Asteraceae.